Messenger RNA from Paramecium tetraurelia, 753 nucleotides. RefSeq lists its product as uncharacterized. NCBI's taxonomy places the organism in Eukaryota, Ciliophora, Oligohymenophorea, Peniculida, Parameciidae. The transcript has 3 exons. The record is from RefSeq and is a predicted model, not a curated record.
AUGAAAUUAUUUUUAAAUAUUCAAUAGGAUGUUUCUAGAUAUGCUGAUAUUUCUCAUAUAUACGAUACAGUCUAAAAAAAAGGAUAUUUGAAUUAAAUUGUGAAAGUAUUUGAACAUACCUUUACUGCUGAAAUCAAUUUUGCUUAAUAAAGAUUAAAAGAAGUUAUAAAUGUAAUGGAGAAGUAGGGCUAGAAGAUAGAAUUCAAUGUGUAGUUAAAUAGAAAUCUGACAAUAUUCAAAUAAAACUUUGACUUGAUUGUUACAACCACAAUAAAUUAAAUUUGGAAUAGACUCAUCAAUGAACUCGGUUUUUCUAAUUAUGAAUAAUAAUUGUAAACAUCCAAUAUUGAAUUAUUACAAUCAGCUAAGAAGAUAUAAGAUAUGACUAAACAAUCUGUUUCAGAAUUUUAAAAAUUCGCAUCAAAUCAAUCAAUUUUCAGCAGAUCCCCUAGUAAAAUGUCUUCUAAGAUGAUACCAUUUAGUGAAAUGUCUUUUUAGUCAAUUGGCUCUCCUACUACUUUUGCAAAAGCCUAACGACAAUUAGAUAAUAGUUUGACUACAAGUUCCCCAGGGGUUGGGAAAUACUAAGUAGAUCAAAGCGAAAAAUUAAUUAGAGAGACCUCCCCAAAUGCCACCAUUGGAAGAGCUGCUAAAAUAAGUUGGAUAGAUGAAAAAUUAAAGAAGGAAGACUCUUAAUCCCCUGGCCCUAUAUAUAAUCCUGUAAAAACAUUUUGCUCUAAAAAGAUAUAAUGA